CUUUGGCAACGCCAUGGCAAUGCCAUGGCGGAGCCCAAGGGGAUGCCAAGCUAUGUGGGCGAGGGCAGCGCCAGGGGAGGUGAUCUCGGCGAUGCUAAACAAGGCCUCAGCUUGGGCAACAACACUGAUCCUGCAGACGACAAUGCCAUCCUUCUGGACAGCGUGGGCGAUGCUCCUUGUAUUAGCAGAGAGGAUCCAAAUGACGCUGGCAAACUGGGCAGUGGCGCCCCAAGCGCAAAAGGUACCAACGACACCUUCCCAGCUUCUACGGCGCCUAAGCUGCACGUGGAGGCGCUGACGACGCCUUGGGGCGAGGAGUCACUAGAAACAGCGCCAAUUGCGUGGAACCUGUCAGGCAAUGCCUUGGGCGGUUGGCGGAUCUUGGUGGAAAAUCAGGCUGCACCACCCGACGAUCUAGGCUAUUGUACAACACUGUCGAUGAGGAGUUAG
This is a messenger RNA of Ilex paraguariensis (yerba mate), 450 nucleotides long. NCBI's taxonomy places the organism in Eukaryota, Viridiplantae, Streptophyta, Magnoliopsida, Aquifoliales, Aquifoliaceae. The record is from the annotation of a GenBank genome assembly.